Molecule: messenger RNA, 2630 nt
Organism: Scomber japonicus (chub mackerel)
Lineage: Eukaryota; Metazoa; Chordata; Actinopteri; Scombriformes; Scombridae
Gene: clptm1
Product: CLPTM1 regulator of GABA type A receptor forward trafficking
Exons: 14
Coding region: 26-1936 (636 amino acids)
Cellular component (GO): membrane; endomembrane system
Source: RefSeq, a predicted model, not a curated record
GUGAGUGUGACAGAGACGGGGAAAGAUGGCGACGCAGGAGAGCGAAGCAACUAAAGCUACCGCGAGCAACGGCGAGGUGAGCAGUAAUGGAAGUGCUGCGACAACAGAUGGCCAAGCAGUGCAGACUGCUGAAAACGCACAGGACCCCCAACAACAGCAGCAGCAGCAGCAACAAGCACCGAACGCAUGGCAGGUCAUUAAAGGAGUCCUCUUCAGAAUCUUCAUAAUCUGGGCCAUCAGUAGUUGGUUCCGUCGAGGGCCGUCCACUCCUGACCCCAACACGCCAGCCGGGGCACCCAGAGUACCCAGCAGGAACCUCUUCCCCAAGGACACCCUCAUGGACCUGUACGUGUACAUCUCCCAGGACGAGGUGUUCUCCGACUUCAACAACACAGAAGCCCUGUUCUGGUUUCACAGGGACCUGGUCUAUGGAGACUGGAACACGGGAGAGAGCAGCGAUGGCUGCUACGAACAGUAUAAAGAGAUGGACAUCCCAGAGAGCAUACAGCAGAAUGGUUCCCUUUACAUACACGUCUACUUCACUAAAAGUGGAUUCCACCCAGACCCCAAACGCAAGGGGCAGUAUCGCAGAUUGGCAACAGUUCAUUCAACACGAAUGCUGAAUAAAUUCAAGCGCAGAAAGUUCAUGAAGACCAAGAAUCUGCUCACAGGAGAGACGGAAGCAGAUCCUGAGAUGAUCAAGCGGGCAGAGAGCCACGGUCCAGUGGAGAUCAUCUCUCAUUGGCACCCCAACCUCACCAUCAACAUGGUGGACGACCACACCGCCUGGGUCAAAGGCUCCGUCCCUCCUCCGCUAGACCAGCAUGUGAAGUUUGAUGCAGUAAGUGGUGACUACUACCCCAUUGUGUACUUCAAUGACUACUGGAACCUUCAGAAGGACUACUAUCCCAUCAACGAUACCCUGACAAAUCUGCCGCUGCGCCUCACUUACUGCCCUCUGUCGCUAUGGCGCUGGCAGCUGUACGCUGCACAGAACGCUCGCUCACCGUGGAACUUCCUGCCUGAGGACACGUACGAGCAGUCUGAUGAAGAUCAAGAUUCAGUCAAGGUGGCCCUUCUGGAAACAAACCCCUACCUCCUCGGACUGACCAUUGUCGUUUCCAUUGUGCACAGCAUCUUUGAGUUUCUUGCCUUCAAGAAUGAUAUUCAGUUUUGGAACAGCCGGCAGUCUUUGGAAGGCCUCUCCGUGCGCUCCAUUAUUUUCGGAGUGUUUCAGUCACUGGUGGUGCUGCUGUACAUACUUGACAAUGAGACCAACUUCGUGGUGCAGGUCAGCGUCUUCAUCGGCCUUCUUAUUGACCUGUGGAAAAUCACCAAGGUCAUGGAUGUCAAAUUGGACAGAGAGAACAAAAUCGCAGGAGUAUUCCCAAGAUUGGUAUUCAAAGACAAGUCAACAUAUGUCCAGUCUUCAACCAAAAUCUAUGACGACAUGGCCUUCAAGUACUUAUCGUGGCUGCUCUACCCUCUGUUUGGCUGCUACGCCGUCUACAGUUUAUUGUAUGUAGAGCACAAAGGCUGGUACUCAUGGGUACUCAGCAUGCUCUAUGGCUUCUUGUUAACCUUUGGUUUCAUUACAAUGACGCCGCAGCUAUUCAUCAACUACAAAAUGAAGUCUGUGGCCCACCUCCCAUGGAGGAUGCUCACCUACAAGGCUCUCAAUACCUUUAUUGAUGACCUGUUUGCCUUUGUCAUCAAGAUGCCCAUGAUGUACAGGAUAGGAUGCCUCAGAGAUGAUGUCGUGUUCUUCAUCUACCUUUACCAGCGCUGGAUCUAUCGGGUCGACCCCAACAGGGUCAACGAGUUUGGCACCAGCGGAGUAGACCACAGCCAGGACAACACACAAGCAGGCGAUGCCGCUCCUGCCGCGACCGCAGCCGUCACAGACAAACCAGAGGGGGAGAAGAAGAACGAUUAAGCUAGACCACGCCCUGAUCUGCCUCCUUGGCUCUCACUGCCGGGGCGAAGAGGACUUGUGGAAAUUAGGCAGGGAGGGUAGUCGUUGAUUAGCCGUCAUGGACGCCGCUACAAAAAAAAAAGAUGCAGUUCAACUGUUCCCUCUGAUUUCUGUGUGGAUCCACAGAGAAUCAUAUUCAGUGUAGACUUGGUAAAUUCUUCUUUCUGUUCCCGCCCAUCCCCGCCCUCUCGUUUUGCGGUUCAAGUGAAGUAAAACAAAACGUGAUGUACUGUAUUCUGUAUGAUUUCCAGAGGGUAACAAUGUCUUGGAGUAGAGGUCGGGAGGGGAACGGGUUGCAGUUAUCCAACUUUUAAAAAAAUAUAUAUAUAUAUACAGGGAAGAAAGAGGCCAAGGGCAACUUUUGUUCUUUGUGUAGAUUCCUUGUGAAUUUUUCUUUUCAUUCCAUGUGAGCACCGUGUCUCGGAUUGCCUGUAAACUAGUGAGUAGUGCUGGAGGAAAACUGGAAAGGUCCUGAGCCAUGAUGGGGGAGCGUUGAGAAGGGGAGACGAGAUGGAUGAACCCUGCAGGGCACUACCCAUAAAAACAGUGACUACUACUACUACUACCCUCAAUUUUAAACAAAUGGUUAAUGUUCUGAAGUUGAACAGAAAAAAAUAACAGCCUUGUUGGUAUUAAUAUAAAUAUAUUAAUAUUG